GUGACUUCUUUUUUUUUUUCCUUUUCUUUUUUCCGGAGCUGGGGACUGAACCCAGGGCCUUGCACUUGCUAGGCAAGCGCUCUAUCACUGAGCUAAAUCCCCAACCCUCUGUUCUGUGACUUCUAUUCUAAAACGAUUUUCCCUAUUGAUUUCAUGUAUCUAUUGCUACUCUUUUCUCCAUUGGCGAGUGAUCCCCCCCUUUUUUUUAACUUUCCGAGUUACCUUUAUAUCAAGAACUUACUAAAUCAGCUUAUGCUAAAAUAGAAACGGCAGCUGUCUCACACCUGGAAGGCUGAGGUUGUAAGUUGCCCAGGCUGAGGCUGGCUACUUCAGCCCAGAACCCCUUCUUAAUUGGGGGCUGCUGGCCACUCCAGUCCUGCAUUCCCCAUAGCCAACAACAGGAUCUUCUAAAAAUCCGUGUGUUUUUUGUUUUUUUGUUUUUUUUUUUUGGUGGGGAGGUGCCAUCUUGGUAUGGCCAUUGCCCCACCUUAGUGACGCCCAGAAUCUCAGCUAGAAUCCCAUCCCUCAACCUUCCACAAUUGACCCUUUUGACCUACAAUAACCCUCUAGCUGGUCUAGGUCCUGAUUGGCUACGAUAGGGAGAUCAGGUGAUGGAGGCCCCAUAAUGUUCCAGAAGGAUCCUGAGUCACAGGCUCCCGGCUGGAAUGCCGCACAUCUGACCGGUCUGCUCACGGUACUUUUUCCACUUACAACUCCAAACUGUCUUCUCCAGGAGAAAGAGCAACGGCAUUAGAGGUCAUGGUGAUUCAUACUCCAGCCCUGACCAGGGCGGCCGCCUACUUCCUCACCAGCUCACCAGUAGACUAGGUGUGAGGAAAAUUCACAGGUUGCCAGGGCAACAAGAACUCCUCCCAAGUGCGGUUGUACGGUCCCAGAGGCAUGGGAGACCUCCAUUCCUGAGGCUUUUAACUUCUAGUGUGUGACACUCUGAUUGUAAAUUGGCAAACAAGAAAACGAUCAACUUUAGAGUGUUAAGUACCACGAUUAAAAUAUCAUGGAUCGAAUCCAUAGCCUUGGGACAGAACCUGACACAUAGUAGGUGCUCAGCAAAUAUUUGUUCAAUGGCUAGAACUGAGUGGGUGGCUAGUCUCACAGGAAUGGAACACCCAAAACGGAGGCCUGUGGGACGUUAGAGCCGCGGGUGCAAACACUGGCGAGCAUUAGAGAAAGUGAAAGAAGAAAUAAGAAGGCGUGGAUGUUGCAAACUUCACCCGGCAAUGUGUACGGGAAGGGGGGGGGGAGAGGCUGCUUCUGGGACAGGCUCUUUCCGUGUGGCGGCAAAAUUUGGAAGCUUCCCCUUCAAGUGUCUGCGUGUACUCCCCUCCAGCCAGCCGAGCCCCUGGCGAGCACUUUCUGCAGAGUCCUCCCGUGCCCCGCGCUCCCAAGUCUUGGGGUUGGGAGGCCAGCACCCGGGCGAUGGUUUUGAUGGCUUAGGUGGCGGUGCGCCCGGCCCAGCCCGGAAGACCAGGGCUCUGGGGCUGCGCAGGCGGGACCGGCCCAGGCCGGUGUGGGGCGGCUGGGCAAGAGCGAGGACGGGCGGGGAGAGCGGAGGCGGGAGCAGCGGGGCCUCUGGGAUCCUAGUCACCGUCCCAUCCGUCGCUGUCGCCUCCAGGUUCCACACCCUCCGACCCAUGGCUGGUUUUUCUGGUUUGGUCUGUAGAGUGAUUUGCAUAUUUCCUUGAAGAACCCAGUGAAGCUGCACAGCCUGUCCUUGGACUUACAAGAGGGACGCCUACGCCCCUGUUGGUUCUCCAGAAUUGGGAGCUGGGAAUGGCCACAUGGAACCGGCCGCACCCAAGGCUGCCUGUGGCACCAGAGCCAGUUGCAGAAGGGGAGUCCCAGCAGCCCCUGGGGCGAGAGCUCUCGGAGGCCAACCGUUUUGCCUAUGCCGCCCUGUGUGGCAUCUCUUUGUCACAGCUGUUUCCAGAACCUGAGCAAAGCUCCUUCUGCUCAGAAUUUGUGACGGGCCUGGUGAAAUGGUUGCAUCUGUCUGAAACUGUCCUCCCAACCAUGAUGGCCUUUGCCAGCGGCCUGGGAGGCAAAGGAGAUGACAUCUUUGCUCAGACUUUAUUGAAGGACCCCAUUCUGAAAGACAACCCAUCAGCCAUCAGUCAGGACCUCCUGAGCUUCUCACUCAAGGAUGGGCACUACGAUGCCCGAGCCAGAGUCCUCGUUUGUCAUGUGACCUCCCUGCUCCAGGUGCCCAUGGAGGAGCUUGAUAUUCUCGAAGAGGUGUUCCUGGAGAGCCUGAAGGACGCCAAAGAGGAGGAGUCUGAGACCGCAGAGGAGUCCCGGAAGAGAAAAGAAAAAAGGAGGAAGUGGAAGCGCUAUCUCCUGAUUGGCCUGGCCACAGUUGGAGGCGGGACAGUGAUUGGUGUGACAGGGGGCCUAGCUGCCCCCCUUGUUGCCGCCGGAGCUGCGACAAUUAUAGGCAGCGCUGGGGCAGCUGCGUUGGGCUCCGUGGCUGGCAUCGCUGUUAUGACCUCACUGUUUGGUGCAGCCGGAGCUGGCCUGACAGGAUACAAGAUGAAGAAGCGAGUCGGGGCCAUUGAGGAGUUCAUGUUCCUGCCUCUGACGGAAGGCAAGCAGCUACAUAUCACCAUCGCCAUCACUGGCUGGCUCGGGUCCGGCAGAUACCGUACAUUCAAUGCCCCAUGGAUGGCCCUAGCCCGCAGCCAGGAGCAGUACUGCCUGGCCUGGGAGGCCAAGUACCUGAUGGAGUUGGGCAAUGCCCUGGAGACCAUUCUCAGUGGCCUCGCUAACAUGGUGGCCCAGGAGGCUCUCAAGUACACCGUGCUCUCUGGUAUCGUGGCUGCUCUAACCUUGCCGGCCUCCCUCCUCAGCGUCGCCAAUGUCAUCGACAACCCCUGGGGGGUGUGUCUCCACCGGUCUGCUGAGGUUGGCAAGCACCUAGCACACAUCCUUCUCUCGAGGCAACAGGGCCGGAGGCCUGUCACCUUGAUUGGAUUCAGCCUGGGAGCCAGAGUCAUCUACUUCUGUCUGCAAGAGAUGGCUCAGGAGCAAGAACCCUGAUGGCGAACACUGCCCCCAUCCAGUGUGCCAAGGAGGGGAAGAGGCUGGUGAGUCCAGAGCACAGGGCCACAGAGGACAGUCAUCCCUUCCUACCUUGCAAGCAUCUCUGUCAGAAAUCCUCCCCCUCUUCCUCACCCCCAGCUCCUCCUUCUCCCCUUCCUCCUCCCCUUCCUCUCUCCUCCCCUCCCACAACCUCUCACCGUUCUCCCAGUUUUCACGAGAAUAGUCUCAGAAAACUCAGGGCUCUGUCAGCCUUGGUCUAGCAGGAGCAGCCUGUCCCUCUCUGGCUGACACCCGCAUCAGAUUCUUCCUAGUGUCCCACGAGGCUUCCUGGGAGGGGUCACAUCCAGGGUAUGCUCAGUUUUGUAGCAUGUACCUUUCCUACAGGCUCCUAUGAUCCUGCCCUACUUGGAGACACCCUCAGUGCUGUGGUCAGUGCAGCUCCACAUUGGUGUGGCUCUAAAAGGCACACUUCACAGAAGAUGGCCCAGCAGCACUGGCUGUGGCCAGCUUCUAGGGCAGUGGUUCUCAGCCUUCCUAGUGCUGAUCCCUUAACACAGUUCCUCCUGUGAUGACUCCCAACCGUAAAAUUGUUUUGUUGCUACUUCAUAACUGUCAUUUUGCCUCUGUUAUGAAUUGUAAUGUAAAUAUCUGAUAGGCAGGUAGUCUUAGGUGACCCCCGUGAAAGGAUCGUUAGAUCCCACCCCUGGGGUCUCGACAGGUUGAGAAGCACCUGCUGGAGAUCCUGUACAAAACUCAACAGCCAUUCGAGGUUCCUGAGAAAUAGUCACCAAUAUUAAUCCUGGAUAAACAUUUAUUAGGCACCAAAGCAAAGGUGGGAUUGAUAGUUACCUGUUUGACAGCUGUUUCCCGGAAGCCUCUCCUAGAACCAUCCCCACAGCCUGCGAGUCCAGCGUGCUAGGUGAGGAUGCGGCAGAAUUCGGCAUUCGUCCCUUUUCUCAUCUUUGCAACCUAAUACCCGAAGAGCAGUGACUUAUGGGAUUAAAGGCUUCUUUUUGGCUCAUGAGGUGAGGGCACUCGUCCAAUCAGAGAAGAGGAAACAUCAAGGUAGCAUUGUUUUCUCUAGGCUUAGGGGAUGCCACUGUCACUGGGAACUCUUCUAAGAUUGGGGCCUUGGCUUCAGAGGCCAGGGACACGUGCUUGUUCCCAGGGACAUCCGGGAUGGGCUGUGCUGGCUGUUAGUUGUUCUAGAAACCGGAGCGCCACAGACACAGGGCGGCUCAGGCAAAGAGGCAUCGCAGCUCAUCACGAACAGCACGGCUCUGUGCCAGAUGCCAUGCCAUUCAUGCCAGCCAUGCCGGAAAUAAAGACGUGCAAAGCUUCUGCCUCGUACAGUCCCAGCUAUUCAGGCAGGAGGCUGAGGCAAAAGGAAUACUUGAGUCCAGGAGUUCAAGGUCGACUUCCACCACAAAGUGAGACCCUAUCUUCUUUAAAAUGGGGAAGAGAGCCAGGCAUGAUGGUGCACACCUUCAAUCCCACACUCGGGAGGCAGAGGCAGGCAGAUCUCUAUGAGUUUGAGGACAGCCUGGUCUAUAUAGUGUGAAGAUAAAGAAAUAAAAAUAAAGUAUAUGCAAGGGAAGAGGCUGUGUGUAUUUCCGUGGUAAGGAACUUGCACAGCAUGUGCGUGACCCUGGGUUUAAGCCUCAGCACCACCAAAAUGAAAUAAACAUAAAUAAAUAGACGGUAGAUAGAUGGACAGACAGGCAGACAGAAUACUGGGUGUGGUAGCUCAUGCUUAUACUCAGUGGGAAGAGUUACCACAAACUCAAGGUCAGCCUGAGCUACACAAGGGGUUCCAGGCCAGCCUGGGCUACAGGUGAGCUCCUGUCUUAAAGAGAGAGCAAAAGUAAGAGCAAGAGACCCAGAAAGUGGGGGGCAGGCAGAAAUAAGUCUAUGUUAGCAUAUUUCUAGCGCGGCAAUUGUGCAGACUAAUUAGCUUUCCCACUAAUUAGCAGUGUAAGUUCUCCCAUUACAGAUACCCCAUAAAUGCUAAUUAAGUUGCAGCAGAUACUCUUUGAAGUGCUGAGCUGAGCUUCCAAGUAGUAAAGAAACAAGAAAGAAACAGAAGUGGUGUUGGGAGGGUCCAGUUCUGUGACCAGCAUUUGGAGGCUGAGGCAUCUGGCUCAGACCUCAUGCUUAGACAAACAGUGUGUUACAGUUAUUAAAACAUAGGUUAAAGACUGCAGCUGAAUAGAGAAGGACCAGAAGUGGCGUGAUGUGGUGUGGAGGAGCAUGGCGGGCCAUGGCACAGGCCUUUAACCUUAGCCCUCGGGAGAGAGAGGCAAGCAGCUCUUCCUGGGUUUGAGGCUAACCUGAUCUACAAAUUGAGUUCCACUUCAAGGGAGGCAGACCCGAGGGGUGGGAGUACUGCCUUUUGACUCUGGCACCCAGGAGGCUGAAGCAGGAGGACCAUGAGUUCUAGGCCAGCCUGGGUUUCAUAUAGAGAUUCUCUCUGAAAAGAGAAAAAAAUAGAAAAAAACCAGCAGAUUAACAAGAAAUAAAAAACUAAUGAGUCCAGUGAUGUGGCUCAUGCCUUUAACCCCAGCGCUCAGGGGGCAGAGGCAGCCUGGUCUACAGUGAGUUCCAGGAUAGUCAGGGCAACAUGGAGAGACUGUCUUGAGAAAACAAAAGAUAGAUAGAUAGAUAGAUAGAUAGAUAGAUAGAUAGAUAGAUAGAUACAUACAUACAUACAUACAUACAUACAUACAUACAUACAUACGUGGGUGGGUGAAUGGAUGGAUGGAUGGAUACAUAAAUACAUACAUACAUACAUACAUAUAUACAUACAUACGUGGGGGGGUCAAUGGAUGGAUAGAUGGAUGGAUGGAUAGAUAGAUAGAUAGAUAGAUAGAUAGAUAAAUAGAUAUAUAGACCGACAGAUGAUAGAUAUAAAAUAACAAGAGAUUUGAAAAUAAAUCAAAUGAAAUUUCUGGACAUGAGAAGGCAGAACAUGAAAUCCAUACUGAUGCUUCAAUAGCAGGUUAGACAGAGGAAAAGAGAAACCGCUACAAGAUCCAUUUGUAGAAAUUACCCACAAUGCCUUUGUGGGGGUAAAGAAGUGGGGAAAAGGAAUGAGGAAGUUCCUUGGUUGCCUAAUGCAAAAUCUGAGAGAAGAGCCAAGGGAAGAGAGGGGCAUUAAUGCCUGAGAAUUUUCCAGAAGUGAGUCCCGCCUGAGCUUCAGGGAGCAGCUAUGCCUGACUAGUAGACUCUUGGGAAUAAACACUGUUCACUGAGAGCCACUGGGCCAGGACGGUUGGCUACAGAGCAGUAACUUCUGCCUUUACUCAAGUGUGCACAUGCUAAUAAACAGCCCAUCUAGUCCCAACUAGAUUGCAGCCCUCAGUUUACCAGAAACUGUAUUUCCAAAUGACACACACUCAGUGAAGGACCUAGAAUCCCAGCACCUGAGAGGUGCUACAUAGUGAGUUUGGGACCAUCCGAGCAAUGUGAGACCUUGUCGAUAAAUAAAUAACAAUUCUGUUGGGAAAGCCAAGACCCUGUGUGUCAAACACCAGCCAAUAAAAUUAGUCUAAAACUCUAGAGCACAAGAACGUUCUCUAGCCCAGUUACUAAUAUUUUCCCCCAUGAUAUCUGUUGAGCUGGGACUCCAGAGUUCGCAGUUCCCUCAGCAACUACUGUCUUCCACGCUUCUACUAUGAUGGCCUAGUAAGCCCAGCUUACAGCCUUUGGCCACCUUCCUAGUCCAGAAUCCCAGAGUCUUCCAGUUGCCUCCAAAGAACAGCCUGGCCAAGCCUGUCCCAGCAACAGCCCACUCCUGGUACCAACUUCUUAGUUUUUAUUUCUGUGAUGAGAUGCCAUGACCAAGGCAACUUAUAAAACAAAGUACUUCAUUUGAGGCUCACAGUUCCAAAGGUUUAUUGACUGUCGCAGUGGGGAGUGUGACUGCAGGCAAGCAGAGAUGGCGCUGUAGGAGUAGCUGAGAGCUCACACCUCAGUCCACAAGCAUGAGGCAGAGAAAGCUAACUAGAAAUGGCCUGGACUUUUUUUUUUUUUUUUUGGUUCUUUUUUUCGGAGCUGGGGACCGAACCCAGGGCCUUGCGCUUCCUAGGUAAGUGCUCUACCACUGAGCUAAAUCCCCAGCCCCAGGCCUGGACUUUUGAAACAUCAAAGCUCACUCCCAGAGACAUACCUCCUCCAGCAAGGCCACACCUCCUCCAGCAAGACCACACCUCCUCCAGCAAGGCCACACCUCCUCCAGCAAGGCCACACCUCCUCCAGCAAGGCCACACCUCCUAAUCCUCUUCGAACAGUUCCACCAACAUCCAAUAUUCAAAUACCUGAGCCUAUGCAUAGGGGCCAUUCUCAUUCAAACCGCCAAAGUGUGUAUUAAAAACCCAAAGGUCAGGGAAAUAGCUCUGUAGCAAAGCACUUGUCUAGUAUACACAAGGUCCUUAGUUCCAUCCCUAGUAAUGAAAAAUAUCAGAUAAAAACCGUAGUCAUGAGCCUCUCCUCCUCUCCCUUGGCUCUGUCUGUUCACACACUUCUGUUUGACACGUGGUUCAGACAUAACCCUCAACCUAGUCAUCACGUGUCAGCCUUCUCAGAAUUUUCAGGCUGCCAGGGUGUCUCUUGCAACCAGCAAACUGUAAGUAGCCAUCUUUGUGGGUACCUAUGAUCUGUUUAUGAUAACUCAUUUUUGGAAGACAUCAGAGUUGUUAAAACAUAUUUGAUUCACAAUUGUAUCCGAUCACAAAGGGAAGUGAGACGGGCAGGAGGGGAUGAAAUGUGAAAAGAGUCAAAUCCUGCAUGGUACUCGCUGUGUGACCCAGGACAGUGUUUGUAGGUCUGAGGCCGAAUAUCCCAUGGUAGAAUGGAGGUGUUCUGCUUACCUUCCAGGGACACUUGGUCCUGAACUUUUUCUAAAGUAAGAGGUGGUAAUGGUUUAAAAAAAAAAUUAAGAGAGCACACACUUGGUAUCCCAAGACUCAGGAGGAGGCAGGAGGAUUAUAAAUUCAAGACCAGCCUGGACUAUAUAUAUUGAGACUGUCUUCCAGGGGGAAAAAAAACCCUUAUUUUUUAAGGAUGUAGUAGGGGCAGUGAGAUGUCUCAGUCUGGAAAGUUCCUGUAGCUCGCAUGGACCUGAGUUCAGACCCAUGUAUGAUGAUAGCCAUGCACGGAUGUGCACAUCUGUGACCUGAUGACAAGCAGAAGAUGGGUGGAGCCUCCAAGUUUACUGACCAGCGAGUCCAACCAAUUAGUAAGCACCAGGCUCAGUAAUAGAUCCUAUGGCCAAAGAGAAGAGAGACAGUAAUUGCCAGACACCCAGCAUCAAUCUCCAUCCUCCACACACAUCACAUGCUACAUGCAUAUCCCCCACACACAGUUCUUGUAAAGAAAGGAGAGGGAGCCAGGCAUGGUGAUGCAGGCCUGUAUUCCCAGCCUUCUGGAGGCAGAGACAGGUGGAUCGCAGUGAGUUCCAAGCCAACAUAGGGCUGCCAAGUAAGACCCUGUCUCAAAACCGAGGAAAGGAAUGGAGAGAUGGCUCAGUGGUUAAAAGCAUGUAGUGCUGUCUCAGAGGAUCCCAUUGUGAUUCCCAGUUCCCAUGUCUAGUCUCUCAGAACAGCCAAUAACCCCAGC
This is a messenger RNA of Rattus norvegicus (Norway rat), 8673 nucleotides long. The record is from RefSeq and is a predicted model, not a curated record. NCBI's taxonomy places the organism in Eukaryota, Metazoa, Chordata, Mammalia, Rodentia, Muridae.